AUGACCAACUCCUGCUCAUCAUUCCGUCCUCCUUACGCUCAUUUUGCCAUGAUUUACCUUGACCGUGAUGGUAAGCUUGAGAUUAUUGAAUCAUCUUCUAUUCGAGAGCAAAACUCCACUGUGUUCACCCCAGAAGUCCGCCAGAACUUUCUCGAGAUUCUAGGUGAACGUAUCGGCUACAAUGCCCCAGUUCUCCAGACAACCGACACAUCCCCUCGUCAAGUCAAACGUCGCAAAGGCAAUCCUCUUGCUCCUUCCGUCGACGACCGCCUGACUGAGCAGGACACUGAUAGCGAGGACCUCCCUAGCGGGUCUACCGACAUGGUUCCCCUUCGCAUUGGAGAUACCCAGAAUGUUAUGGCCUAUUAUGAGCGUGCGUUACAGCACUUUCAACAACUGAACUGCCGUACGGUUGCCAAGGCAUUCAUCAAAUUUAUCGAGCCUCGGAAGCAGGUCCGACACCCUUACAACGGUGGCAAACCACCAGGAUCCGCCCCCGGUACUACUGGUGACCCAGAAAAGACCAAGCCCGAGUGGUGGCCUCUCGGUGUUAUGCACAAGGAGCCUGACCACUUGAGAAAAGAGUACCGCAUUGGGCUCUUGCUUCACAUUAUCCGCAAACUCGGUCCUUACGGCAUUACUGCCGAUAAGCUUAAGGAUGUUGCUGGUGACACUAAGCGGAGCUUGAAGCACCCAUCCAAUGUCGAGAUCAUCUACAAGAUCCUCCGGGUUCGUAAGAUGGAGGAGCGUUUCGAACGAGGUGAAGUCGACGCCAACAUGGUCGUCUACAUCACGAGCCGCGGCCCUAGCCCUGAGGGUGAUAAAGAAGACGACUCCGCCACCUCAGUGGCUACUGAGGAGCCCGAGCACAUCAACCUAGGAUUAAUGAACCCCAUCCCACCAUUCGAGCAAGCAUCUACCUCCUUGAACACACCUAAUGACAGUAUCCCAUCAGCCUGUUCCCUCCCAGGCAGGCUCUCUAAGGCGGAGCCUCUCAACUUCCAAAAUCCUGCCCAUGACCCUCCCUCCUACGCCAAGCCUCAGCAAUACUCCGAUUCAUCGUCGGAGUCCAUGCUCAGCACUCCCAUGACAGCAGAGAUGAUCAGCCCGCACAACGCCUCAGCCUUAGCUUUCGACUACACCGCUCAAACCUACCCAAACUCCACUCCAGGAGUAACCGGUCACUACGACAACUGGACACCGUCUUUCCCUCAGAACAUCUUCAGCCCUGUACACUACGCUACACCGGUAUCUAGUCAGGGUAUGCCCCGGCUGUCAAUGAACGACCCAGUUUCCCAUCGCCAUGCCCACUUACCCAACAUGGACACCAUCCACCAGAGAUCUCUGUUUUUACGCACGGAGUCCUAA
Messenger RNA from Penicillium canescens, 1368 nucleotides. Its product is annotated as DUF2841 domain-containing protein. NCBI's taxonomy places the organism in Eukaryota, Fungi, Ascomycota, Eurotiomycetes, Eurotiales, Aspergillaceae. The record is from RefSeq and is a predicted model, not a curated record. The coding region runs from base 1 to 1368 and encodes 455 amino acids. The transcript is spliced from 3 exons.